Molecule: messenger RNA, 881 nt
Organism: Amborella trichopoda
Lineage: Eukaryota; Viridiplantae; Streptophyta; Magnoliopsida; Amborellales; Amborellaceae
Product: 17.1 kDa class II heat shock protein
Source: RefSeq, a predicted model, not a curated record
UUCCUGCUCCAAAAACCAGAACCUUCUCGCCUUCUCCCACGCCUCCUUUUGAACAAACCUUCCUCCCCUUUCUCUCUCAUCAACCAUUUUCGUGCUUCCUCUCUCUCUCCAAUCCCACGAUUAUAAGCUUCUCAAAUCACCACCAUUUCUCUGCAACUGCUCACAAAACCUUAAAAGAGAGAGAUAAUGGAGCUGAUAAUGCAGCAGCCCUUUUUCUCGAGCCUCCUGAAAGUCCCAGAUGAGUUGGAGAAGCUCUUGAACGCGCCCACCCGCACCUAUGUUCAAGACACCAAAGCCAUGGCCUCAACACCAGUCGAUAUCAUUGAGUACCCAAAUUCCUAUGUCUUCAUAGUCGACAUGCCUGGUGUCAAAACGGCUGAUAUCAAGGUUCGGGUCGAAGACGACAGGGUUCUCAGCAUCAGUGGCGAGAGAAAGAGGGAGGAGAAAGAAGAUCAAGAGGCCAAAUAUGUGAGAAUGGACAGAAGGGUUGGGAAAUUCAUGAGGAAGUUCAAUCUGCCUGAGAAUGCGAAUGUGGAGGCCAUUUCAGCUGUUUACCACGAUGGGGUUCUCACUGUGACUGUUCAGAAGGUGCCUCCCCCCGAGCCGAAGGAGCCGAGGACAGUUGAGGUCAAGGUUGCUUGAGCUUAGAGAGAGAGGUUGUUUAGGUGGGUUUUUCAACUUUUGGGUGCUCUGGUUCUUGGUUGUUUUGGCUAUGUUGUUCUGUGUGCUUUGUUGGGUCUGUGAGAUUUGGGGUUUUGGUUUUUUUAAUUUCUUGGGUACUUUUUGCUCAAGUGGCUUGGAUUGUACAGGAUGUGGAUGUAAAUCUUUGUUAAUGGCUUGAAAUGUGAAGUUAGUUUUUGUAUAAAUAGCUCAUAGUUUUU